UCCCCCUCCGGUUUGUUUCAGCGCUAAAGUCCAGCACUGGAUUCCAGCACAGCCCUCUGCCCGACGCUUCCCGUAUGGAUUAGAAACUGUUGGAAGUUUUUCUCUGCGGUUGUCAUGUGAUGCUUCAACAUGUGGAAUACGGCUCAGACCUCGGUUGUGAAAACCCGACUGAGGAGAUCCCUCAGCGAUCAUGUGAAGGACUCCACCAACAAGGCUUGGGAUGGUUUCUGGAGGAGUGUGAGGGAGAGGCGGCUGUGGGAGAUUGAAGCCAAAGAGGCCUGUGAUUGGCUGCGAGCCGCUGGCUUCCCUCAGUAUGUUCAGUUAUUUAAAGACUGCAGGUUCCCCAUCGAUACUGAGGCUGCAAAAGAGGAUCACAGCUUCCUGGAUAAAGAUUCUCUCGAUUCACUAUGCAGGCGGCUGAUGACUUUAAAUAAGUGCAUGGAAAUCAAGCUGGAACUUUGGAGAUCUAAACACAGGGGAGAAGACUGGGAAGAGGAGGACUAUUGUGCCAUCAGCCCGAACUGGACCUAUGACAGGAGAACCCAACAGUGGCGGCGCAUGAACUCCUCCGAGGAGACGCCCGAUGACCAUCAGGACGUCUGCUCUGUCCACAGCUCCAGCCUCACAGACAGCGAGCGCCACAACGCUCACAGGGAACUGGUCUCAACAAGCCGGAGCUCCUCCCGCAGCUCCUCUGCCAACAGAACGCCGUCGCUGGACACGUCCUACAGCGGACCUCCGUCCCCCAACGGAGGGUCGUCCACUGUAAGUCUGGAAGCAGAGGUGUGCUUCAGAGAAAAACCACCGAGGAAGAAGUGCACUACUCUCCUGAGGAAGAUGGAGAAGCUGAGGCUGAGGGGUGCAGCAGGCGGCCAUCUUGGGACCCGCCGUGACGUCAGUGGGACAGUUCUGGUCCGACAGAGAGAGAGGGUGUACAGGCAGCUUCGCACGUCAAAUCUGCAGGUCCAGUCCAGCAGCCACUCAUCUUCAUCGCCCUCAUCUUCUCACACCAUAAGCAGCGGGAGCAGCAGCACCAGCCAAUCAGAAAACAGCAGCACCGUCAGCACGCCCAGCCCUGUCACCCGGGUCAGAGCCAAUUGCAAACGCUCCAACAGCGGAGUUGGGAUGCAAAGUGACCAGAACCAGAUGGAUACCGAGGUCUUCAAGAAUCAGGUCAACAACAAUAACAACAGCAGCCAUGAGAGACUGAUCUUCCAGGUCCCCCAUGGACACAAACCAGGGACUUUCCCCACCUCCCUCGCCCACAAACACAUCCUCUCCCCAAUCAUCGACAGCAACUCUGUCAACUGGCGGACCGGCAGUUUCCAUGGCUACAGGGCGCGGCAUGGGAGCAGACGGGGCCCAUCUUCUCUAGUUGGUGGAGACCAAAGUCCAGCGUCUUUGUCGACGUCCUCGGGACGUACCGGCGCGCUGGAUCACCGGCUCAGUGUCUAUGACAACGUGCCUCAUGACACACAGCUGUCUGAGGGGGAAGGUGGUGGAAGCGAAAGUGAUGCGGAAAGAAUCAGUGAGGAAUCAGAGGUGAGUCCGCUGCUGGCAGAUGAAGAUGUUUUCUCCGCUCUUGACGGCGUUCUGGAGCGAAUCAGCGACCUCCAACAGCUUGUCGUCUCCUGGUCGGAAAACAUCUCGGAGGACGAUUGUCAGAGAGGUUCCUCCUCUUCCUCACAUGACUCACCGGUCCACGGAUCCCCCUGCCCCGCCUCCCCCAGCCACAUCCACCUGGAGGUGCAGCAUCCAGAGGAGGAAGACGAAGAGGAAGAGGACUGCACUGAGAAAGUAACUGAUGUGUCAGAAAUGAGUGGAUCACCACAAUCCAAGAGGAGGGUGAGCUGGUCCAGGCAGCAGAACCGAGCCUCCCUGACCUCCGGACUGGGUCUGGAGAUCCGGUCCGCCUCCCAGAUCCUCCAGCUCCAGAAGCUGUCUCUGCUCAAACUGACUGCACUGAUGGACAAAUAUUCCCCGUCCAGCAAGCAGGGAUGGAGCUGGACUGUUCCCAAAACUAUGACAAAGACCAAGGCAAUAGCAGAGGUGAAAGGUCGUCAGGUGUUCGGGGUUCCUCUGCUCGUCAGUGUUCAGCAGACAGGAGAACCACUUCCUCCCUGCAUCCUCAGAGCACUGGUCUACCUGAGGGCCGAGUGUUUGGACCAGUUGGGUCUUUUCCGGAAGCCUGGGGUGAAGUCUCGUAUUCAGUACCUGCGUGAAAUGAUUGAGUCGGAUCCAGACGGAUUUUCGUUUGAGGGUCAGUCAGCCUUCGACGUUGCCGACAUGGUGAAGCAGUACUUCAGAGACCUACCUGAACCCAUAUUCACCAGCAAACUCUGUGAAACCUUCCUUCACAUUUACCAAUACUUUCCGAAGGACCAGCAACUGGUUGCGGCUCAGGCGGCCAUAUUGCUCCUUCCUGAUGAGAACAGGGAGGCUCUGCGGACGCUGCUGUUCUUCCUGCGAGACGUCGCUGCCUGUGUAGAUGAGAAUCAGAUGACCCCCACCAACGUGGCCGUCUGCCUGGCGCCGUCUCUCUUUCACCUCAACACCAUAAAGAGGGAGUCCAAAGCAGCCAGAUCGGGUCACAGAAAGUACAGUCUGGGUCGACCAGACCAGCGCGACCUCAGUGAGAACCUCGCUGCCACUCAGGGACUAUCCAUCAUGAUCACAGAGGCACACAGACUUUUCCAGCUUCCAGAGUUUUGGCCUGGACAGAGUUUAAUAGAGGAUUGGUCUGAAGGAGGCGAUGAGGAUCUGGAGGAGAGAAGAAACCGUCUGCAGCAGAGAACGCAGCAGCUGCUGAGCGAUGCUCAGGACAAGAGCGGAGGCUGGGAGAACCAUCCGGCCCCGCAGGACGUGGAGCUGGCCUACAAGAAGAUGAGUGACGGCUGCCCGCUGUGGACGUGGCGAGGCUGCGUGGAAGUGGCCGCUCCGCAGCAGGAGCUGCUGCAGCGGCUGCUGCGGGAGCAGCCGCUGUGGGAGGCAAACCUGCGCCGGGCCGCCGUCGUCCGCGCUCUUUCCAAGGACGCCGAGGUGUACCGCUACACGCUGCAGGGGCGGGGCCACGCACUGGGCUCACAGCCCUCGCAGGAGACCCUGGUGCUCAGAACCUGGCAAGCAGAUCCAUCCUGUGGGCCAGUGUACCUGUCCUCCAUGUCGACUGAGGUCCCUGAGGUCCAAGCGGACGGAGUCAGGGUCCAGGUCCACUGCUGCCUUUACCUGCUGGAGUCCACAGGGGCCAUCAGGACCCGACUGACUCACCUCUGUCGCACUGACACCAGAGGACGGUCUCCAGACUGGCACAAGAAGGUCAGCGGACGCCUCCUGGUCUCGGGUUUGUUGGCGAUCAGAGACUCCUUCAGAACCGACUACAAGGAAACUAAAAUAUGAGUCUGUCGCAUUUUCCCCUUCUACACAUCCAACUGCCUCCAGUUUCAGAACAUGGAGUAACAAAGUUCCCCUGGUUGCUGAAACCACUUCCUGGAGGUAAAGGAAGAAGCAGGGGAAAUACCUCAGCUGCCUGGACAAAGACAGGAAAUGAGGACAAAUAACUGCAGGAAACAGACAUUUAAUCCCCCAGAUGUUUGGCUUCAAGGGAAUCGAACCAACAACCACAACAAACAACAGAGCUAAGAGACUCAAAAGAAAGGUGACAGUGAAGAAAAAGACCUGGUGUUCCUGGUGUGAAACAAAUUAGAACAAGGCAGACUAAUUAUUUAAAAUUUUGUUUGUGAGUAAUGCUGGGAUGGAGAAGGGAAAUAAAAGAAUCCCUCUGUGGCGUACUGGAGCGUCUGCGCUGGUGAUUCAGGACUAAACCAAAGAUCCUGGAUUGGGUUUCCCUCCUGGACCUUAACGCUCAGCUAAGGCUGCGUUCACAUAGCAGGUGAUGCAACCCAUAUCCAACGUUUUCACCCAAAAUCAAUCAACAAAUGAUCUAUUAUUUCUUCAAUAAACAGUGUCACAUCCUACACACCUGGGUUGCUUUGGGAACAAAAAAUCGUUCACCUAGAAGUCUGAUUGAGAUUGUAAAAGAUCUAAAUGAAGCAUGAAGCCCUGCUGUGUGAACGCAGCUUUAGUUUAAAACUGGAUGUUUGGACCAGACUGGGAUGUGUUAUGGUGUCUGGGAGUUGAUGUAUUGAUUAUAGAUUUUUAUGUACAGGAAAAGCGAAAUAUCUCCAAACAUUUUGUUGCUCUUUGUGAACGACGGAGAGUUUCUGCAUUAUUUUCUACUUGCCAAGUUGUGCCUGAAGCAUUUUACUCUAUCUCUGAUUAUUUAACUUAAAUCCAGAUGUUUUUGUUUAAACCUGCAGAAAAAUAAGAGGUCUAACUUCAUCAGUGCCAAACUGCUAAUUAAAAUGUUUAUUUCUGUCUAAGACCUGCAUCUUGUUUUAGGUUUUUUUUUCUCUUCCCUCUGAGACCGGAUGUGGUGCCAAACAGAUUACUGACGGUAAUUUCAGAGGAAGCUGGAGGAAAACAGCAGGAGGAGUGAAGACGAGCUGCCACGCUGCGUCGCUGAAGAGAAAGAGAUUAAUACGUCUGGCAGAGUGCAGACUUCUUUACGUUGCUCCUGCUCUACACCCACUUCUGUCUUUUACAUAAAACAUAUUUACAUUUUUCAUUUAUCUGUGAGAGAAACCAUAAUUACUUAGAGUGAGAUGCCAGGGAAGAAGACAGUGGAAAGGUCCUGGUGGUGAUGACUGCUCCAAACAGUAAGGAGGGGAGGUAAUUCAUGCUAAUUCCAGUAAAAGAUUGCGGGUGUUUAAUUUCUGAAAUGUUGCUGCUGCAUCUGGAGUUAAGAACCAGGAGAACCGAGGCUGAACUCGAAGGUGAAGCAUCGGCUGCAGGAGACCAAAGAAGAGUAGAAAGAAGUUUUUGUUUCAGCUGUGAGAAAAUUACAGAACAUUUUGAAUACUUUAAACAGAUAAUGUCCAAAUGAAGCUAUGAAUCUAGCCUUCAGCCAUUCUUGGCUAAAAACCGACCACUUGAAUGAAAUAAAAUCGGCUUGGAAGAGCACACACACCAAUACACACCCACCCUUCCAUCACAACACACGUGUCCUCUCCUGACAAGAGGGGACUUCUGUUUCUAGUUUGUUGAAAAAGCAAAAACCAAAAAUAGAAUUUACAUUAAAGCUCUAUUUGACUUUUAAUCAUUUUUGAAGAAAUUGCCAAGAGGGAACCUGGAUCUCUGAGUGACGUUUACAUAUUCAAGUGGGGACCUUAACCUACUGCAAUAGAACUGUCUGUACACAUUUUUUGACCUAAAGGGUAUUUGAUUACUACAAUGAAUUACUUUAACUCUUUUAGGAAAUUGAUGAUUAACUUGAGUGAUAUUAUUUAAUUAACUCUUUACAAUACAAAUAUUGCCCAAAAAGUGAAAUUAUGGCCACAUACAUUUGAAUAAUAUUUUGAAUGCCAUUUAAUGAUGGCAUGAAUAAUUAUAUAUUAUUAAUAAACAUUUUUGUCUCCUAAUGUGGUAAGUUGCUCCUCUGUCUUUAACUAUUCAAAAUGGUGCUGCCAUGUCGUUCUUAGCAGACAAAGAGGGGACCUUGAUUUGCAUUAUGAAAUAAAGGUCCCCACUUCGUUUGUAUAGAAUGACAGGGGUCCACUGUUAGCUGGUGCAAAACGACACAAGUCCCCACUGAGAUAGGAUGGAGCGACAGUUACACUUUAGAAGAAAUUAACUGAAUAAAUCUUUUUAGGACAAAAACAUAUGAAAGCUGAAUACAAACACAGUGUUGAACUAUUUCAGUUGAUAUAAAAUAAAUCCCAACAUUUGUCUGAAAUGUUUCCUCAGAAAUAGGAUUUCAUAUGGGACAAUUGGGAGGAGUUAUAAUGGGACAUCAGGGAGUUCUCCAUUUGUGUACUGUGCACUUGGAUCAAUAAGCCGUCAAAUUAUUUUGCUGCUAGUGUUUUACCUUAUGGUUUCAACAUCAAUGCAGAUCUGGAGACUACAACACUUGCCUAUUCUUCAUUACAAAAUAACUAGUUGAAAAAGUUGGAUAAAAAAAUAUAUAGAGCUAACUGCUCUACAACUGUAGUGUUGAACAUUAGUUAACUAAAUAUUUGCAUAAAUGUUUACCCCUUUAAUCUUUUAUGCACUCUGUUUCAUACUUUGCUAUUAAUAAAUUCAAACUAUGUACCCCAUUUUU
This is a messenger RNA of Gambusia affinis (western mosquitofish), 6157 nucleotides long. RefSeq names its product rho GTPase-activating protein 7. The transcript has 17 exons. Gene Ontology annotation, biological process: actin cytoskeleton organization; regulation of Rho protein signal transduction; signal transduction. Gene Ontology annotation, molecular function: GTPase activator activity; protein binding; lipid binding. NCBI's taxonomy places the organism in Eukaryota, Metazoa, Chordata, Actinopteri, Cyprinodontiformes, Poeciliidae. Bases 130 to 3396 code for a protein of 1088 amino acids. The record is from RefSeq and is a predicted model, not a curated record.